This is a messenger RNA of Sabethes cyaneus, 966 nucleotides long. Its product is annotated as gastrula zinc finger protein XlCGF7.1-like. The transcript has 2 exons. The record is from RefSeq and is a predicted model, not a curated record. Lineage: Eukaryota; Metazoa; Arthropoda; Insecta; Diptera; Culicidae. Bases 1 to 966 code for a protein of 321 amino acids.
AUGGAUAAGGUAAAUGAAGAGGACAAAAACGCAAUUGUUGUCGAUGAGAAAUGUGUUGUUAAAGUAGAACCGGUUGACCUAGGCGAACCGACCGAAGCACCUGUUAGCAUCGUUCACCCGCGAGGAGUCAACCGCAAUCGUCCACAUGGAUGCACCAUCUGUGGCAAAGGAUUCAAGGAACGGCACGUACUAACCAGACACCUACGUACGCACUCCAGUGAGCGGCCUUUCCAGUGUGACAUAUGUGGGAAAGCGUACGGCGAGCCGGCACACCUGAAACGGCAUAAGCUUUCGCAUACCGGUAAGCCGGCCUUCGAAUGCAGUGUGUGUGGGAAAAGUUACGCUUCGAAGGAUUAUCACGUAAUUCACCUGCGUAUACAUUCCGGCAGGCAACGCCACAAGUGCAACGUUUGCGGAAGGCUCUGUGGAACGAAAAAAUACCUCGAAGCUCACAAAAAGAUUCACCGCGGUGAAGAACCAUUCAAGUGUGAAACAUGCGGCAAAAAUUUCACAAAACCUAGCACGCUGAAAGCACACCAGGGGCUGCACACCGGUCAGGGUUUGUUCGGGUGUGACUUCUGUGGCAAACAGUUCACCUUGAAAGCAAGCUUGCAGUUGCAUCUGGCAACGCACACCAACAACCGACCGCACAAAUGCAACUUCUGCGCAAAGGGAUUCAUUUCCAAGCUGGAACUGGUGUUUCACAUUCGCAAUCACACCGGUGAACGGCCACACAAAUGCACCAAAUGUGAUAAGACAUUUUUGCGCCCAGCAGGCCUUAAAAAGCACCUAAAACUUUACGACGAUCCAUACAAAUGUGAACAGUGCGGGUUGUUGUUUAUUGAUCAUGCGUUGCUUAGAGACCAUCGGCGAACGGUUCAUUUCAAGCCACGCUGCGUGGCGCAGCGAGGCGGAAAAGCAUUUCAAUUGUUCCGUUUGUGGGUUCAAAUUUACCGAAAGGACUAA